This is a messenger RNA of Mauremys mutica (yellowpond turtle), 1611 nucleotides long. Its product is annotated as flavin-containing monooxygenase 5-like. Bases 1 to 1611 code for a protein of 536 amino acids. NCBI's taxonomy places the organism in Eukaryota, Metazoa, Chordata, Testudines, Geoemydidae. Gene Ontology annotation, molecular function: N,N-dimethylaniline monooxygenase activity; NADP binding; flavin adenine dinucleotide binding. The transcript has 8 exons. The record is from RefSeq and is a predicted model, not a curated record.
AUGGCAAAAAGAGUUGCAGUUAUUGGAGCAGGGGCCAGUGGCCUAACAGCCCUUAAAUGCUGUUUAGAUGAAGGACUCCAGCCAACAUGUUUUGAGAGAAGUGAAGACAUCGGGGGACUGUGGCGGUUCCAGGAGUGUGAUACGGAUUGGAAAGCUAGUAUUUAUAAAUCUGUGACCAUUAACACUUCCAAGGAAAUGAUGGGUUACAGCGAUUUCCCCAUCCCAGAGGACUACCCCAACUACAUGCACAACAGCAAAGUCAUGGACUACUUCAGAAUGUACACCAAACAUUUUGAUCUUCUCCAAUACAUACGCUUUCAGACAAGCGUGCUCAGUAUAAGAAAAUGCUCCGAUUUUUCCACCACUGGCCAGUGGGAUGUUGUCACAGAGACAGACGGGAAGCAGAAUUCGGCCAUCUUCGAUGCCAUUUUGGUUUGCACUGGCCACCACAUAGAUCCUUACUUACCCCUGGAAUGCUUCCCAGGUGUAGAGAAGUUUAAAGGAAAAAUAAUGCACAGCCGGGAAUACAAGUAUCCAGAAGAAUUUCGGGACAAGAGAAUGGUUGUGGUUGGCUUGGGAAAUUCUGGAGUAGAUAUUAGUUUGGAUCUCAGUCACACAACCAAACAGGUAUUUCUCAGCACCAGGACAGGCGCCUGGGUGGUGAAUCGCGUCUCUGACGACGGCUUCCCCCUCGACGUGGUACACUUCACACGCUUUAAAAAUAUGCUGCGCCACAUCAUCCCUUUGUACCUGAUGAACCGGUGGGGGGAGAACAAGCUGAAUGCCAGGUUUAACCAUGAAAACUAUGGACUGAAACCUCAAUUCAGGUUUCUCAGCAAGUACCCGAUCGUAGGGGAUGACCUGCCCAAUGCCAUCAUUUCUGGCCGGGUGCUGAUGAAGCCCAACGUGAAGGAGUUCACCGACACAGCUGUGAUUUUUGAGGACGGGAGCCGGGAGGAGAACAUCGACAUCGUGCUCUUUGCUACAGGAUACAACUUCUCCUUCCCCUUCUUGGAGGAGAAUGUCCUCAGAGUCAACAACAACCGUGUCCCCCUGUAUAAGUUCGUCUUCCCUCCACACCUGGAGAAGCCUACACUGGCUAUCAUCGGGCUCCUCCAGCCACUGGGGGCCAUCAUGCCCAUUGCGGAGCUUCAAGCUCGCUGGGCCACCAGGGUCUUUAAGGGUCUGCUUCAGUUACCUUCACUAGAUGACAUGAUGGCCGACAUUGCCAAGAAGAUAAAGGAGAAUGAGAAACGGUACAUUCCGAGCCAGCACAUUACCCUGCAGGUGCAGUACGUUGAUCAUGUGGAUGAACUCGCCUCCCUAUUGAGUGUGAAACCCAACCUGCUGUUUCUCUUCCUGACGGAUCCGAAGCUGGCCCUGGAAGUGUUCUUUGGCCCAUGCACACCAGCCCAGUUCCGUCUGACUGGACCGGGGAAGUGGGAUGGUGCUAGGAAUAGCAUCCUGACCCAGAGACAGCGCAUCAUAAGGGCCACAAAAACUCGGGCUCUGAAAACCCACUCUGAGAACGACAGCUGCCUGGUCUCCUCUCUGUGCAUUAAAAUAAUGGGCCUGUUCGUUUUUAUUGCUGCCAUUUGUGCUUAUUUUUAA